AUUCCCCCGUUGUCGAGUGUCGGUUCCGAAUCUGUCUGUAGUGUAGACGCGCCACAAUAUUGAUCUUUUAGGUUAUAUCCCCGAGGAGCGCCUUAACAGCAGUUUCGGAUUCUAGUGGGGAUUGGAGGUCGUGCGGCGUCCGCGAAAGAGCACGACCGGAUCGCAGAUUGCCAUCAAUUAAGUAGACGAGCCCUCGGAAAAAUCGUCGGUCGGUGGUUUGCAGUCGGUCGGCAAAAAGCCCAUAUAAUACUGAACCGCGUCCGAAGUGUAUCGAGCAAGUCUGGACGCUGUGCGUCCCUGACCGAGCGUCUGGUGGUGUAUUUUGUGUGGCAUAAUUUCGGUUGGCUGCGCGAAAAAUCCCGUUUUCUCGUGUGUCAGUCGGUUUACUAGUCGGCAGAGCGACAUAUAGCAGUACGUUUUAGGCACUGCGGUGGUGAGCUAUGGCCGUGCCAAUUGCCUGUACGCGUUUCAGCGACAACUACGAUCUAAAAGAGGAACUCGGAAAGGGAGCUUUUUCAGUAGUGAGGAGAUGUGUUCAGAAGUCUACAGGUUUAGAAUUCGCCGCCAAAAUUAUAAAUACAAAAAAAUUAUCAGCAAGAGAUUUCCAAAAAUUAGAAAGAGAAGCACGAAUUUGUAGGAAGUUACAACAUCCAAAUAUAGUGAGGUUACACGACAGUAUACAAGAAGAAAACUUUCAUUAUUUAGUAUUUGAUUUGGUAACGGGCGGUGAAUUAUUUGAAGAUAUUGUAGCCAGAGAAUUUUAUUCGGAAGCGGAUGCGUCACAUUGCAUACAACAGAUAUUAGAAUCAGUUAAUCACUGUCAUCAAAACGGUGUAGUACAUAGAGAUCUCAAGCCUGAAAAUCUUCUCUUAGCAAGUAAAGCAAAAGGUGCAGCUGUGAAAUUAGCAGAUUUUGGUCUUGCGAUAGAAGUUCAAGGAGAACAGCAAGCGUGGUUUGGAUUUGCCGGCACGCCAGGAUAUUUAUCUCCUGAAGUACUGAAAAAAGAACCAUAUGGAAAACCGGUGGAUAUCUGGGCGUGCGGUGUUAUAUUAUAUAUUCUCUUAGUGGGCUAUCCUCCUUUCUGGGAUGAGGACCAGCAUCGGUUAUACGCACAAAUUAAAGCAGGAGCUUAUGAUUACCCUAGCCCAGAAUGGGAUACGGUCACACCAGAGGCAAAAAACCUCAUCAAUCAAAUGCUUACUGUUAAUCCCGGGAAAAGAAUUACUGCCUCAGAAGCUUUAAAACAUCCCUGGAUCUGCCAACGAGAACGUGUUGCAUCCGUCGUUCAUCGACAAGAAACUGUGGACUGCCUCAAAAAAUUCAAUGCCCGGCGCAAGCUCAAGGGCGCUAUACUUACAACUAUGUUGGCUACGCGUAAUUUCUCAAGUAAGUGUAGGAGUAUAAUCGUAAAAAAAGGAGAUGGAUCGCAAGUCAAAGAAUCCACCGAUAGUUCAACAACAUUAGAAGAUGAUGACAUAAAAGAGGAUAAGAAGGGCGGAGUCGACCGCAGUUCUACCGUUAUAGCCAAAGAUCCGGAAGGCUCUGGAACUCCUCCGCAAUCGCCAAGAAUAGCACCUUCUUCGAGUUCGCCUUCUAGUUCUGUCGCUGCUGCAAAUCCACGACCCAAUACUCUUAAUUUAGGCCAAGCUUUAUUGCAAGGGGUACAAGAUUUGGAUGCUGUACACGACAGUAUUGACACUGAACAGUGGGUAGAAACAACUGUACAGUACGACAGAUGUCUAACAGCGGAAUCAGAAAUACGGAUUGUGUGCCCCGAAAAGCCGUAUUCUCAACUAUCCACAAAUUCACAAGGUUCAGCUCGAAGACAAGAAAUCAUCAAAAUGACUGAACAGCUGAUAGAGGCAAUUAAUACGGGAGAUUUCGAGGCAUACACAAAGAUAUGCGAUCCCCACUUGACAGCUUUUGAACCAGAAGCUAUGGGCAACUUGGUUGAAGGAAUGGAUUUCCACAAAUUCUAUUUCGAUAAUGUUCUAGGUAAGAACUGCAAAGCAGUGAAUACGACCAUUUUAAAUCCCCAUGUACACUUACUGGGAGAAGAUGCGGCAUGUAUCGCCUACGUGCGACUAACGCAGUAUAUGGACAAACAUGGUCAAGCGCACACUCAUCAAUCUGAAGAAAGUCGAGUGUGGCAUAAAAGGGACAACAAAUGGCAAAAUGUUCAUUUUCACCGCAGUGGUGGUACAGGGGGUGCUGCUUUCGGCUUCAGUUCGCAUAAAUAGAACAGUACUCCAUAAUUUUCAUCGAGCAUUCAUAAUAUAUAAACUAUGUUUACUGUGAAUUCUAUUUGUGGUGAUGUGUGAUUCUGAUAUUUUUGAAUUUUAUAUUGAUUCUUAUUGUUUUACAUUAGAUAGAAUAGUUUUCUCUAUCACAAUUAUAUAUAUAUUAUAUGUUACCAACCUAUUAUUCCAUAUAAUGUCCACACUAGAAGACCUCGUGUGCAAUGUAAGAUGUUGUUGUCACUUAUUGUUUACAAGAAUUUUGUGCAAUUUAUGGUAAUCGUACACAGAAGUUGUCCUUAAUACGAUGUUUUCAUCCGAGUGCAAUAGAUGUUAGAGGUUAAUUAAUAUAAGUCACAAUCGUGUGUAGUGAGUUACAUUGUAUGGAAUAAAUUAUAGAUUGCCUUCUAUGAUAUAUUUCUUAGGCUUGCCAUUUGAAAGGUUGGUAUAAGAAAUAGCAACCAUAAAAAGAAAGCGGCAGCUUUUGCAGCACACCAAACCUAAUAUAAUUGAUAAGAUGUAAGAAGUAAAUACUUAGCCAAACGAUUAUAGUGAAACUAAAAGUAUUUAUUGGGAUUUUAAUUUAUUUAUUUACACCACAAUCAGAACUUAAAAAUGAAUAAUAUUUUAGACUAGGAAAUUGUAUGGUGCGAAGAUUAUUUUAUAUUUGUAAAUUAUUGCUUUGUUUCCUCAAUUAUUAAAAGAGUCUUGACUUAUACUACUGCCUUAUAAUUACAUUAAGGUUUAAGUAGGGGUACAGUACUUAUUUACAUACGGUUAUUAGCGCACUGCUGCAUGGCAUUUUUUAUAGUAUUAUUCAAAUAUUGAAGUUAUUACCUACUCUUAUAGAGUAUUGAACGACACUUCCUUAAUUGAAUAUUGCUUACUAUAAUUUCUGUCAUUUCUCUUAGAAAAAGAAAAAUCAUUUUUAUACAUAGGAUAAACGUAAUAGUUUACAAACAUUUAAUGAUAGAGGUCGCACGUUGCUUUAUGAAAUAACAUUUUUACAAAAGUUUAAUUUUUGAUGGAGAAAAUUUCCCUUUUACACUUAUCGCAUGUUGAUGUGUACAAAUAAACUUUCGAUCCUAACAAUUGUGCAUUGUGCAAAGUUACCAUUUCACGCGAGAUUAUUUAGAAUCAACAUGUUACUUGGAAAAGGGGAGAUUUGUACAUAAAAAAUGUAAACGUUUUUGGAAAUUUAAUAUUUACAUUUGACUGUUUAUGAUAAAGUACUAUUGACAUGUUUUUAGCUCUCUUAAUAUAAAUAUAUUUAAGAAUAAUAUGUAAUCACUAUAUCUAAUUUCCACAUUUUCGGUCAUUUCGUCUAUCUAUCGAUAUUUUUUCCCGAAUAGUUUUAAAAAACGAAAAUUAAAGAUAACCAUUACAAAGAUCGGCAGUUGGUGCGCUCAAAAAUAUCGUAUUAUCAAAACUGCGUUCACUAAUUUAUUCAUCGAUUUGAAACGAAUAAGUGUAAAAGUAAAAAAUUCGCGUAAAAAUAUCGAUAAUCCGCUUUUUAAUGUAUUUGCUGAGACUUAUCGAAUUUAAAAGAAUUAUCCACUACAUGUUCUAGAAUAGUUCUUCUUUUUAGUGAAUUUGUAGUUAAAUUGUAAUAAAGUGGUUACAUUAAAAAUAAGUCAUUCUAUGAAUUGACUUUACAUUUUCAAAUACAUAAUUUAGGCCUAAAAUUUUUUUUUGUUGAAUUUUAUGGACCAUCUUAGUAUUAUUUUUAACUACAAAAUCAUACUAAAAUGUUUCAUCACCAAAAAUCACGUCGAAACAGUCUGUUAUUAUCAUAACAUAACGCUACACACAUCCUUAAAAUAAUUAAUUUAUGUGUUAACAUUUCAGUUUUCCUAGAUAACUUUCUUUGCCAUUACAGAUAUAGUUAUUUCAGAAAAAAAUUCAUGAGAUUUUUAUACUGUUCCUAUUUUUAACACAUCUUGUGAUUUUUUGCAAUAUUUUCGUGUAAUGCUGUUAGAAGAUUUAAGUAAGUGUAAUUAAAUUGUUUCCUUAAGUUGUAUAAUAUACACUGUGGAACAACACAUUAUUUACCCUAACAAAGUUGAACCUGUUUUAAAUAAUAUCGAUGUUUUAGGCUAGUUAUCAUUGAAAUAUCAAAAUAAAAGUUGUUAUGGGUAAACAAAGUGAAAAUUCCAUCAUAAUACAACUUGUGAAUGUACAAUUCUUUGCAAAACAGAAAUAUUUUAAUGUUUUUGUGCAAUAUAGUUAUAAAUAGUGUUUAAUGUUGUUUUUAAGAUGUAAGUUACAUAUUUGCUCAUAUACUUAAUUUUUAUUAAAUACUUGUGUUGUACAAUAUUUAUAAAUAGCAGAUUUUAAACGAGUUUAGAUUAAUUUCGUGGCACUUUUAAUAUCAUAUGUGUACAAGAUAAACCACGAUUCAUUAGUGCGGGUGCCAUACUUAUUUCUUGUUCUUAUUUUUUUUUGUAAGUUUCCUCUUUUAUUACAAUCAGUGAACAGACAUGUUAAAUUUUUAAAAUUGUAUAUAAAGAUUAUCAUUAAAACUUUGCUUAUAUCAUAUUUAACAUGUACCUACAUGAUGUAUGUUUUCCCUUUACAAUCAAGUGUUUGAGUAAAGCCACUUUUAUGGAAAAUUAAACCGAAAAAAGUA
Messenger RNA from Zophobas morio, 4866 nucleotides. It is a transcript of the gene CaMKII, whose product is annotated as Calcium/calmodulin-dependent protein kinase II. The record is from RefSeq and is a predicted model, not a curated record. Gene Ontology annotation, molecular function: ATP binding; calmodulin binding; calcium/calmodulin-dependent protein kinase activity. Gene Ontology annotation, biological process: protein phosphorylation. NCBI's taxonomy places the organism in Eukaryota, Metazoa, Arthropoda, Insecta, Coleoptera, Tenebrionidae. The transcript is spliced from 18 exons. Bases 441 to 2240 code for a protein of 599 amino acids.